This is a messenger RNA of Colletotrichum phormii, 666 nucleotides long. RefSeq lists its product as uncharacterized. The record is from RefSeq and is a predicted model, not a curated record. NCBI's taxonomy places the organism in Eukaryota, Fungi, Ascomycota, Sordariomycetes, Glomerellales, Glomerellaceae. The transcript has 2 exons. Bases 112 to 465 code for a protein of 117 amino acids.
GGCAUAUGGAAUGCAAGUUGACAACAACAGCUGGCGUCGAAUGCUGAUACGUCGUCAAUAAGUCGUCAUGUGCUCGACAAUAGUGCUGGACUGUCUUACGGAUACUCUGGGAUGCGUCUUCAUCUCGUCUGUAUUCCAGGUGUCGUGGUGUUGUGUAACUUUGGUCUAUCAACGGGGAUAAAUGCCGUCGAAAGGUCUUUGGCCGUGUUUCCAGUACCUGUGAUAUCCACCUUUAUUGUGCAUCCCGUUGGCAGUCUUGGCAGCCAAGUGGGACCGUGCAAGGAAUGGGACGCCAGCAACAAGCACCGCCAGGCAGGAUGGGGAAUUGGAGUCUUAAGAGAUGGGGAUUUCGCUCCACCAGUCCAUGCCGGUAGGGUCGCAAGCAGGCGGGCAUCUGUGGUCCCUCCAGGCUGGCUUCGGCCGUCGUCUCAUGCAAAAGAGGGAAAACCAUGGCAGAGGCGGUAGAAAAUAGUGGGAUAGGUCGUGCUUGCGGCCUGUUUCGUGCUUGACCCAAUUGAGCCAUGAUGUGGACGGAUCGAAUGCCAUGAUUAGCGAGUAAGAUACGUAUCGGCAGUCUCUGCUAUUCCCGCUGAAUCAGAUGUGUUGACACUUGAUAUUGCUGAGGUGUUGCCGUGAGGAAUCCGAGCUGGCCACAGACUGGCAUGU